Molecule: messenger RNA, 4138 nt
Organism: Hyla sarda
Lineage: Eukaryota; Metazoa; Chordata; Amphibia; Anura; Hylidae
Product: A-kinase anchor protein 17B-like
Exons: 9
Coding region: 1015-3732 (905 amino acids)
Molecular function (GO): RNA binding
Source: RefSeq, a predicted model, not a curated record
ACAGUGUAGUUACAGUUUAUUUUGCAGCAUUUCAGAUUUUAGCGAGUAUAUUUCAACCUAUACAAUGUCACAUCUUAUAAGUUUUGCUCUAAUUUUAUGUAUUUGGUGCAGUCAUAACAUUUUUCUAAAAACUGAAAAAUAAUAUUUUUUUUUCUUUUUAUAAAUGUGCCCCAGAUAUUUUGUCUUUUUCUUUUAGCACAAUUCUUAUAUUGCCCAGAAGGGGCAGUGUUUCUCCACUUUUCUUAUGCCUCCACUUAAUGACGCUUCCUGUACGCCUGUGUCACAGACUAACAAUUAUACAUAAGAAAAAGGAAAAAUGCUGUAUACUGAUUGUGGAUUGCUUUCCAAGCUGUAACUGGUGGAUAGCCCCUAGGCACCUGCUCAAAAAGUCUUGCAUCUGUCAAUUAUCGGACUGAGGAGCCAAGCAACAGGACCUGAAGCAGCUGCCAUAGGAAGCCGUUCACACAUAUUCCACCUGCCAGCUCUAUCUCAAGCCUUGCUGCACGCAGCUCAGAGAGGCCAGCCUGUACACAGCUAAGCUUAUGGAGCACUGGAAGGAAUACUGGGUGCAAUGUGUCUAGUUUCUUGAAUCUUGCGCUCUUAUCCAAGGUAACUUCAGAUCUCUGAACAAACGUGAAUAAAACUUUAGCUGACUUGAUGAUACUUUGACUACACACUAUUCUUUACCACAAGUAAAAAAGAGAAAUUCUCUGUAGGUGCUUUAAUGCACUGUUUUACUCGGGGGUAUUGUUUCUCCUAGCAGAGGCUGCCAGCUGGCAUAGGGAGUCUUACAGGCAAUGUCUCCUGGGGGAAAGGAAGGCACCAGUGACUAUGUGACCUACAGAGCGACCUAUGGGACCCCUCCAGAGUCUCCCCCAUAUAAACCCUGGGAGGAGCUAGCUAGUGAGUUCCAUGCAUGCUGAGAAACAGUCAAGACCUAGAGAGAGUGUCUGGUGUCCUGAGGAGGCCUAAAGCCUACCACGGUGAACGUCAAAACCUGAUCACAAUAACACAAUGAUAGUUACUCCAGUAUACGAUGACUCUGAAGCCGUGGAGCUAAGCACAACUUACCAUCUUUAUCUUAAACCCAAGGCAAAGCUAAUCAUCUCGAUCAUACUUCCAGAAGAAACAGAACAAUGUAGGCCAAUAUCAAACAGGGACAUUUUGGAAGAACUGAAAAAUUUGGUAGCUCCAAACCAUUUCAGUUCUCUCAAGGUUUCCAAAACCACAAAAGAGUUUAUUAGAAUUGAAGGUGAAACAGACACUAAACAGCUGGCUCAGAAUUGUUUGGAAAAGCUCAAUGGGCAAAGCUUGCCAAUCAGUUGCCUGCCCCAACCAUUACUCAUGGGAGUAACCGAGGCACCUGUCGACCUUCCAUCCAAUGACAACACGAAGAAAUUACUAAACGAAAUACAAGCAGAUUUGGAGGACAAUGCAGAGAAUAACAUACCACCUUGUAUUCAUUUGGAGGGAUUGCCAUGCAAAUGGUUUUUCGCACUGGAUUUGAAUACAGAAAAGCCAAGUGAAGAAAUUUUGAGAAGCACUUUUGAAAAAUUUGGAAACAUUGUAAACAUUGACAUACCUAUGCUUGAUCCAUAUAGAGAGGAUAUUAAUGAAAACCAGUUGGGUCCUGGUGGUUUUCAACCUUUUGAUGCAUUCCUUCAGUAUGAAAAAAUGUCAAGCGCUAUAGAUGCAGUACAAACACUACAAGGGAUGAAGCUCAUGUUUACUUCAGAGGAUGGAAAAUCUUUGGCAUGUGAUAUUAAGAUAUCUGUUGACGAAACCAAUCACUUUGGAGAAGAGGCCAUAAACAAGAGGUCUGCUGACCGUCUCAAACUACAAGAGCUAGAGCAGCAGCGGAAACAAGAGAAAGAAAUGGAGGAGGCUGAAAGAAAAAGAAAACUUGAGGAAAGAAAGGCAAGAGCAAGGAAAAGAAGGGCCAGGCUGAAAAGGAAACUGCAGAAAGAGAGACGGCAGAAGGCGCUGCAGCAGCAGAAGGAGACUUGUCCUGAAGAAGAAGAAGAGGACACACAAGAAUGGCAGGAGAGGAAGUUGCUCCUUGCUCACAGGCGACUUGAGUCCAUACAGCUUCUUACAGCCAUCCUGGAUAAAGUUAAUGAUUUGGUUCAAGUCAAUAAACUUGAGGAAGAGCAGAUGAACUGUGAAUAUCUUGGACUGAGCGACUGUUCCGUGUCCACCUACUCAGAGAACAGUAAGGUUAUGUCUUUACCUGUCUCGGAUAAGGAGGAAAUCAAUCACCAUGAAAUAGGAAUUAGCACUGAAGACAAGGUUGAAAUUACAACAUCCAAGGAAGACACUGAGAAACACCAACAUGGACAAAGAAAGGACUCAAUGACUGAAAAUAGUUACCAGAACAUAGCUGAUCAGGAGCCAUACUUUAAAAAUGAAAGAUAUGAAGAGCAAGAUACACAAAGUACUUUUAACAGUCAACGGCUUUUUAAACUAUCAAAAGAUGAUCCCAUUAACCAACCUUCUAAAAAAAGGAAAAUAUAUGAAACUGAUGAAUUUAUAAACUACUUGUUAAAUUAUUACCAUUAUCCAGAGUAUGCAAGAUUAUUUUUAGAAACCAAAGAAAGUUCAAACAACCCAUGGUGCCGGAGAGUGGUGCGCUGUAAAGGAAACAGCUUCCAGGUAAAACUCCAGAACCUUAAUGGCCAUUUUGCAGAGAUGAACUUCAUGCCUGAGUUGGAAGAAACAGAAGAUGAAAAUGGUAAAUCAGAAGCCCCAGCUGAACAGUCAGAUGGAAAUCCACAAGUGCCUCUAGAUCAAAGGAAAGAUUCUACUGGUACUGAACCUUACAAACAUCUGGUUGAAAGUGAACAUGAGGUUCCGGUCCCGAGGAAAAAAACUGCAAAGCCAUGUAUGAGAAAGUCCUGUGAGCGGCCACAUAAAAAAAUGUGGGAUGAGGACAAUGAUAGCCUUAGCUCAGUACCCAACAGUGAACUAAAAGAAGUGCUGGAAGCGAUAAGUAGCACAUCAGAAUACUUUAGUGAGGAUCUCAGCGAAAUUUCAGGUAAACAAACUAAUAUCAGAAGAGCUUCAAGGAGGCAAAGAAGAAUUAAACAGCUCAAGAAAUUAAAACGCCACAAUAUUUCUUUGCAUUCUCAGUUCUGCCACCAUGAUGAUCUCUUAGACCACCUAUUACAUUCAUAUUGUCACCGAUUAAAAAAACAUUCAAAGUUUAAACUAACUCCUACACAGAGAAAAAAGCCCGCUUUACAUCAUCAAUAUGACUCUGAAACAAGUGAGCCUGAAUCAGACUUAGAGGCUGAGGUUCGGGCAACAUGCAAAAAAAAAAGACCAAGGUUAAAAAAUCGCGUUUACCUUUCAGAUGGCAAAAAAGUCAACAAGGAAAUGUUCUCAAGCCCUGAAAGUGAGAGCAGCUCAAGUGAUCCUUAUCCGCACAAAGGAAACAUCUGGCGACACCACCAUAAUAGCAAGCCAAAACGUAAGGCACCCAAGACAGAGGGUACAGAUUCUGAAAAGAAAACCUCGAAACAGUUGGACUACUGUUUUGCAGAAGAUGUUUCAGAGUCUAUUGAACAUGAAGAGUCACCAUGGGAUGCAGAGGAAACUCAGACUAGCGGUAGUCUAAGUUCUAGCCAUCAACCACCAGGAAACAAGAAGCCUAAAGGCCAAGCAAAACGUUCUUACUCCGAUUACUGGGAAUGGGAACAUCACUUCUAUAAGGGGGAUACAUGUAAAAGUUAGAAUUUAUACAUAUUCAGAAAAAUGUUCUAGUGCCUUAUUGUUUAAUACUAAUAUUAGCCAAAAACAAAAUAACACUGGACUGACUAAUGGUUCAUAAUUGUUGUGCAGUUGGUAGAAAAAGUUUAUGGUUAGCAUUUUUUUUUUAAAUAUGACCAAGCUGCCUGCAUCAAAAACAAACCUUUGCUUAUCUCUUGCACUUCCCUAGUGCCUCCAGUGUCGGUGCUCAUAGCCUCCGAUGCAAUCACUUAUCUGGUGCGUCACAUUGAAGCUCAGUGAACCGCUUGCCACAGCAGUGUUCUUCUUGGCUGAGCAGCAAUAUAACGUGUUGAACUCCGGCACCAGAAAGAGGAUUGCAUCGAAGACGCUAGCAGCAAUAGUGGAGAAGCGCUAGACAGGGCCGGAUUAA